CUUCCCACUUUCGUUUGCUCACCUCACAACAUAGCGUUGGCUUGGUGCAUCAGGGUGCUGUCGUCUGCAAAGUCCGUCGGUGGUUCAGUGAGACGUGGCCUCUAGUUUAUCAUCUUUCGUAUCUUGCUUAUCUAUGUCGAAUACGGGCACCUGGAUACCUAUGUAGCUGCUCAGUGAAAGUGAUGGAAGUGCUUACAGCCGGUUUGACCGUGGCUUCGGCGGCUAUGUGUAGCCCCUGGCAAUGUUAUUCCUCCGGCUGUGCCCCGCAAAAACCACUUUCGUGCUGAGCAUCUCGUGUGAUCUUCGGCAGUGGAAUGACCGGACCACGGAUUCGACUUUGGUACAUUUGCUGGAAUGUGUUUAGCAAAUUGUGGAGGUUCGACUCGUACGGAUUAACAUAGCGUGGGACGUUUGUUGACAAGCCAGGCCAUGGCGUCUGCUGAAGGGGCCAGUUUGGGUUCCCUGUCUACCAUCGAGCAGACGGAAGGCUUCUGUGCCCGCUGGGGACGGAGGCUACGUUGCUGGGGCCGCAACUUUAGACGCCGGAGAAGCAAACGGGGUGCGGGACCGCCCCCGAACCGUAUCGUGGUGCCCAACCACUUGGCUGGUUCCACUGAAGAGCUUCCGAACAAGGGCAGUGCGGGCAACGGCAUCCAGACCACGAAAUAUACGCUGUUGUCUUUUCUGCCCAGGAACCUUUUCGAACAGUUCCACCGUUUCGCCAACCUGUACUUUCUGGGAAUAGUGCUUCUGAAUUGGGUGCCUCAAAUCAACGCUUUCGGCAAGGAAGUGGCAAUGAUACCAGUGUUGUUUGUGUUGGGUGUGACUGCAAUCAAAGAUGCCUUCGAAGAUCAUCGGAGGUACAUCUCCGACAAACGGGUCAACAAUUCAACGUGCCGCGUCUACAACAAGGAAUGUGGAAGGUACAUGAAGACUUUAUGGAAGCACGUCCGUGUGGGGGACAUCGUCCAUCUGUCGUGCAACGAAGUGAUCCCCGCCGAUAUAUUGCUACUGAGGUCGUCCGACGAGCAGGGCUUGUGUUACAUCGAGACGGCAAACCUGGACGGAGAAACCAACCUGAAACAACGGCAAGUCGCAAGAGGAUACGCAGAGCAGCGGGAAACAUUCCACCCGCUGUCCUUCAAGAGCACCGUUGAAUGUGAUGCGCCAAACUGCAAGAUCUACAGGUUCCACGGCUUCAUCUGUCACCCCGACAAUGCGAAAGUGCCAGUGUCAUCGGAAAAUUUGCUCCUUCGUGACUGUGUCCUCAAGAAUGCUGACUACAUCGAGGGAAUUGUUCUUUACGCUGGUUUUGAAACGAAGGCGAUGCUCAACAAUAGCGGUCCGAGAUAUAAGCGCAGUAGACUGGAGAGAUUUAUGAACAGAGACAUCAUCUGGUGCAUCGUUAUUUUGCUUUUUCUAUGUUCGUUCGGUGCACUUGGUAGUGCACUCUGGCUGAAAUCUUACGAGUUCCGCAAAGACGUAAUUUUCAUCGCGUAUGAGCAGGAGUCUGCACGAUACAACCCAGCGAUCGAAGGGUUUAUUGCCUUCUGGACGUACAUCAUUAUACUACAGGUGAUGAUACCAUUGUCACUCUACGUAUCGAUCGAGAUAAUCAAACUUGGCCAAGUCUAUCACAUCCACGAAGAUAUAGAACUAUUCGACGAACGUUCCAAUCGAAGACUUGAGUGCAGGGCGCUCAACAUACCCGAAGAACUGGGCCAGGUGGAGUACAUUUUCUCGGACAAGACCGGGACGCUCACGGAAAACAACAUGGUGUUCCGGCGCUGCACCAUCGGUGGCACAGAUUACAAUCACCAUCAUCCCAGUAUUGGUGAAGAAAUGAACAACGUAAGGGUGGAUCGAUGCAACUAUUACUCGAAGCCGUCAAAGGAUGAUACAGCGUUCACGCUAAACCCACACCUGCAAAAAGAACUAUCUCACCUCGACUACCAGCUUCGAACCGAUUCCGCAGCCAGCGAAGUGUACCUGACUAGAGAGAGCCAGCGGAUCCAGGACUUCUUCCUUCUCAUGGCCACCUGCAACACUGUGAUUGUGUCAAAAUAUCCGCACAAGGACCUUAUGAAUGCCAGUGGCCUGUACCUCAACAACGGUGUCUCGUCGCUGUCGCCCGAGCGGCGGCGUUCGGCUCGGAACCAACUCCUUCCACCUGGAGCAGCUGCAAGCCCGUCCCCGGCAGCUUCACGAUGCUCAACGCCGACACGUCCAAACCGCCUAGCCCUGGCUUUCUUUGGGGGUCGGACGACGCCACCGCAGCGUACGCCAACACCCACCCCUGGCGGAGAGCUACAGCCCAUCUAUGAAGCCGAGAGCCCCGACGAAAUUGCUCUGGUCGACGCGGCAUCACGCUACGGUUGCCGGCUACUGAGACGGACACCGGAUUCUGUAGUUUUGACGUUGCCAGGAGAGGGCCUGAUUGAAUUCAGAGUUCUUCACGUUCUUCCAUUCGACUCGGUGCGUAAGCGCAUGUCUAUAGUUCUGCAGCAUCCCAUCACAAAACAGAAGGUCCUUUAUUGCAAAGGGGCAGAUUCUGCAAUCCUACCCUUGCUUGCUCCCACAAAAGAUAAAGAGAUGCAGCAAGUGAUACUGCGCACUCAGCACCACCUAAAUCAGUACAGCAAAAAAGGGCUAAGAGUGCUGUGCAUGGCAAAGAAGUUGCUCAGCGACGAGGAGUAUGAGGAAUGGCUUCAGCAGCACAAAGCCUCUGAGAUCAGCCUCAAGGAUACUGACGAGAAGCUGGCCGUGUCGGCUGGUCUGUUGGAGACGGACCUCGAGCUCCUGGGUGCAACAGGGAUCGAGGACAGACUGCAGGAAGGGGUUCCGGAGACGAUAGCUGCCCUCCGAUCGGCGGGAAUAGUUGUCUGGGUGCUCACUGGAGACAAGCAGGAAACUGCCGUAAAUAUAGCCUACUCGUGUAAAUUAUUUUCCUCGGACAUGGAGGUCAUCACCCUGAAUGCUCGCUCUCAGGAGGCGACCGACGAGACAAUCCGUUUCUACUUGGAACAAGUGGAACGAGACAUGACCUGCUUCGACGAGGAGUCGUCGUCGUCGGUGUCGUCAUACUUUUCCUCCGCAGUGGCAUAUUUCUGUGGCCUGUUCUUUUGGAAAUGGAAAAAAAAAAAGCACGAAGAUGAAGACGACGCAGUUGGACGUCGCAUAGGGACGUCGUUCAGGCAGAAGCGGAAGCGUGCGCUCGUCAUCGACGGGAGGACUUUGAGCUACGUCCUAGAGCGCAAAGCUGAUCGUCUGUUCCUUCGGCUGGCCCAGCAGUGCAGCGUUGUCCUGUGCUGUCGCGCAACGCCGUUGCAGAAGGCAUCAGUCGUGAAAAUGGUGAAAGACAGGCUCAACGUCCUGACAUUGGCCAUUGGUGAUGGUGCAAACGAUGUCAGCAUGAUACAAGCCGCAGACAUUGGUUUGGGAAUCAGCGGCCAGGAAGGAAUGCAAGCUGUCAUGGCGAGCGACUUUGCCCUCGCUCGAUUUCGAUAUCUGGAGAGGCUUCUGCUCGUGCACGGCCACUGGUGCUACGACCGACUGGCUCGGGCAGUCCUCUACUUUUUCUACAAGAAUGCGGCCUUCAUCUUCAUCCUCUUCUGGUACCAGCUGUAUUGCGGCUUCACGGGAGCUGUCAUGAUCGACCAGUUGUACCUCAUGCUGUACAAUGUGCUUUUUACUUCGUUGCCACCCCUCGUUCUUGGAAUCUAUGACCAAGAUUGUCCCGCGCACCUGCUUUUGAAACGCCCUGCUCUCUAUACACCGGGAAGAAAAUCUAAGACGUACACCAGGUACUCCUUCUGGAUAAACAUGUUGGACGCCCUCUACCAGAGCAUCAUCAUCUUUUUUGUGCCAUUUCUGGUGUACUAUGACAGCGACAUUGACAUCUGGGAGUUUGGCACAACCAUCUGCACAGCGUGCUUCUGCGUUCAGAUGCUACACGUAGCUGUGGAGUGCAAAUCUUGGACGUUGAUGCACAUGAUGUCGAUCCUGGUAAGCUGCCUCGUCUACUUUGGGUUUGCCCUCAUGUACAACAGCCUGUGCUACGACUCUCCGACGCUCCAGAACCCGUACUGGGUCAUGCAACAUGCCAUGAACAAUUCACAGUUUUGGUUCUGCCUGCUUCUCAUUCCAGUCAUCAGCUGCUUGCCAAGGUUUGUGGUGCGCGCCCUGCAGGCCAGCCUGACGCCCAACGACAUAUUACUGACUCUCGUGGAAGAGAAAAUGCGCAAACGUUCACGCGACUCGACCCGUUCGAUGGCGUGGUCGCAGGAGAGUGCUGCUGUAGUGUUCCGCUCGGCUAGUCCUCUGCGGGACGAGGUGGCCACCUUGUCGGUUCAGUGUUGCACGACGCAGGGUGGUGGUGGUGGCGUGCGACCCAGAAGCAGGGAUGUGCCGCCAGAGGCACUGGUUACGUAGCCCAUAUGAGGAAGGAACACUUAGUUUUGUACAGGUUUCAAAUUUGGAGGGUAUUUAAAACUGUCGUCUGCUUCUCGUUUCUGCAGUGACAAGGCUGAUGCGGCGUCACUCCCGGAUAUGGUGGCUACCGUGUGUCGUGCGAUUCAAUCUUAAAAAUCAGCCAUACAGCAAGGGGUCAAUGUAAUUGCGUCGACCUCCGUAGCUCCACCUACUGGUGGAUUUUAUUUGGCUCCCUUCUAAUGCCGAAUGUGGUUCAUAGAUAGACCCCUGUGUUUUUGGGUCUUGCUUUUUUUUUUUUUUUUUAAGAACAGGGAGGUGGAGGGGUAAAAUUUGGUAUUACGUCGGAAGCUGUAAAACAGGGUAAAAAUCAGGGGAUGUAUCGUUUUGUGUGAAACAGCCAGGUCUAACCCCGAACACAAGGUUGUGAGUAUGGAGUGUCAUUUGUAGAGUCUGAAGUUUUCGCGAAAUAUUUUUUCCUACAUUCGGGGGGGGGGGGGGUAAAAAUCGGGUAAAUAAACGUGCGCACUAAAUUCAUGCCAAUUCGGGUGAAAAAAAACUUCCAGUACGCUAAAUUUGGGGAGAAAUCGGGCUCAGUUAUUCAAACUAAGUGUAGCGGUUUGGUACAAACGGUGAUGUAACUGCAUUUUCCUGCCAAACAAGUAAGUUAGUGCAUUCCUACCGACAGCCCAGUGAGGGCAAUUUGCCGGGUAAAAAUCAGGUUUCACCCUAAAGAGGCAAUCUUCAAUUCGUGGAAGAAUCGGGUAAAACCCUAAAACUUCAGGCUCUAGUCAUUUGACUAUACCAGAACUGUAAAAUGACACCAUUGACGGCAGCGAUGAUGAGAUCAGCCUUGUCCGAAUGAGAGUGAGACAUUGAUUUGAAGCUACUUCAUUCUGUGACACAGACAGUGCUCUUUUCCUUCACUGCCCCGCAUGGUGGCCACGUGGCUGGACAUCCAACGUGAGCCAACGGGCUGCCAUAAACUGUGCCACGCAGUGCCUUGAUACCGGCCACGUUUCUUUCUUCGCAAACAAUGCACUCAAGGAACUAUGCAAAGCAAAACUUGUCAGUGAUACUAGUCAAGCAGUGUUUCCUCUCUUGUUCCAAGCCACAUUUCCUGCAUUAACUGUGCUGCAGUUUGUUUGUUUGACUGGCUUCCCAACUGCACUGUUUGUGCAGGAGUUGAGAUACUUAUGUUGUUUUGUGUGAAAUUAAGGUUGUUGAUUGUGAGAGAAGGUUGAUGAACCAUCAGUCACCUUUUUUUUUGUGUGUGUGUAUGUCAAGUGAUUUUUAUUUGUGUGGACACCUCACCUUUGAUUAGUUUUCUGCAAGUGAUUUGAGAAUGCAGACUUGCAUGUUUCAGGGGCCAAUGAGAAGAUAGUGCACACUGAUGUAUCAAGCAUGCUCUGAAUAGCUCUUAUGUUGGGUUCAAGAUUGCUACACGUAUCAGUAGUACACAAAAGCACCAACACAAUGUUGCAGGUGUUGCUUCUUACGUUUUUAGUCUGCACCGUAAGUUUGAGUAUUUUACAGAUUGGUCAGAAUGAAUUGUGCCAUAACAUGCGACUUUCUUGAGGGCGUUAGACGCACAUGUGUUUUAUACAUAAUGUAAAACCUAGCCGCUGUAAACCACAAAGAACGAAAAUUAAUUUCAAAAGUGGCGAUAGGUAGCGGUCCCCAUAUCUUACUACAGAUAUUGCUGCACUCACCAUAAAACAUGAUUAAGGAAGCAGAGUUAACUGGGCAUGACAUCAACAAGAAUGAAGAACAAGAUUCUACAUAUUUGCCAAAAUCACAUCCUCUUUGACUUACCAACAUUACUUUAUGACUUUAUUCAGCAUGACUAUUAUAAUGCUGGGAGUUGAUAUCUUGCAAUCAGACCAGAACUUAAGUGGCUUACAAUAGAAAAUAUGUGGACAAUACAAACAAAUUAAAAAAACAAAAUAAUAUGUAAAGGAAUCAAAAAUAUUAGCACCCUGCAGGGAAAGAUCACAUUCUAUUAAGACAACAUUGUACCAACGCGCCUCAGUUCUGCAUGCAAACAACAGACUUGAAGAAGGCGUGAUAAGCAGAUGAUGUAGCACAUUGAAAUUGUCGGCCAGACGCAGAUGAAAGGUCACAUGAAGGCCAUGAAGGGUAUGGUAAGCUUCCAUUCACAGAAGUAUGUCUUGCUAACUUAUUUGCUUUGUCUUUGGUGUAAGAAAAUGGCCAAAUGACCACCCUGUUGGAAUCAUAACGUGUAUGCAACCAAAGUGCUUCCACCUGUGAACAUUUUUUUUAUGCUCGAUGUUCCGCUAAAAUGUAUUGAUGAGGUCUUGACGCCUGUACAAAGAUGUAUCACUAUAGAUUCUUUUUCAGAGCACAACACAAAUCAAAUUAGUACAACAACCUGGAAGAGCUUGUGUACAUAAUAUAUUUUAGACAGAUUUAUAGAGAAACUAACUUUCACUGUGUACUAUACCAGGUACGGUGCAGCUUGUACAGACAAUACGAAGUUGACACAAUCCGCAUGCUGCAAAACUUGUGAUAUAUUUUUGAAGCGCCCCUAGCACUUGCACAAAGCAAGGUUCUGAAUAAAUUUGUACCAAUUUUA
Ornithodoros turicata is the source of this 7024-nucleotide messenger RNA. RefSeq names its product phospholipid-transporting ATPase VB-like. Gene Ontology annotation, cellular component: plasma membrane. The record is from RefSeq and is a predicted model, not a curated record. The coding region runs from base 430 to 4431 and encodes 1333 amino acids. The transcript has 24 exons. Gene Ontology annotation, biological process: phospholipid translocation. Lineage: Eukaryota; Metazoa; Arthropoda; Arachnida; Ixodida; Argasidae. Gene Ontology annotation, molecular function: ATP hydrolysis activity; ATPase-coupled intramembrane lipid carrier activity; magnesium ion binding.